Molecule: messenger RNA, 524 nt
Organism: Amoebophrya sp. A25
Lineage: Eukaryota; Dinophyceae; Syndiniales; Amoebophryaceae
Source: the annotation of a GenBank genome assembly
CUCUCGAUCUGGAUCUUCACAAUGCAAGAAUCUUGCGUUUGUUAGAGCAAGAGGCCAGCGAUAGCCGCGACGCAGAUGACUCUGAUCUAAGAACCAAGAAGAUUCGUGAGGAAAUAGAUAAAGCGUGGAGGGAGGCGGUCGUGAAACUAGCUUCAAGAACGUUCGUCCAAGGAAAAGCAUCUACGCCAGCAUCCUGUCUUAAAAGUCGUGGCAUUGUGCUUCUCUCAAUGCUCACGGACAUCGCUGAAUCAAAAGAUCUUCUGCAGAAGUCUUCAGCAAUCCUAGAAGAUGCUGUUAGUGUAGGAAGAACGGCACCAGGCGCUUGCGCCUCUACAACAUCCUCGUCUAGUAUUAAGGCUCAACUUUCAUUGGUCACUGAAGACACGGAGGAGGAGACCCCUUGAGACAACAGGGGAAAACGAAGGGAAAGGGGAGGGCUUUGAAGCGGGUCUCUUCCGUUCAGAGUCAGUGACCAAGAAUGAAUGCCGAGCUUUAAUAUUAAUAGUACUACUCGUAUAACCUCC